UAUGAAUUAUUACCCGGGACUUUGCAUAGAUUCAACAAAAAAAAACGCCUAAAAUAUGAGUAAAAGGGCUUCGGUGAAGAUGGUAGCAGAAACAGCUAAUGCAAAGAAACCCAAACAUUGGUCCCGAGGUCUCGUGGAAUCUAUAAACGAUCCUGAAACAAUAGUGAAGAAAACCAAUAAUAUAGUUGUUAUUAAUGAUAAGUACCCAAAAGCUAAAAUACACUAUUUAGUACUACCAGAAGAUAACAUAAAUAGUAUUUAUAAGCUAAAUAGUUCACAUGUGCGUUUGUUGGAAGAGUUUGGAAAGCUUUAUGAAGAAAUUAAGGCAGAACAUAAGGAUCAUAACCUCCGAGCCGGAUUUCACGCCGUUCCAAGCAUGCAACGAUUGCACAUGCAUAUCAUCAGCACGGACAUGAUUUCUCCAUGUUUGAAAACAAAAAUUCAUUGGAAUAGUUUCACGACGAAAUUCUUUUUACCAUAUCAAGAUGUUCUAGAAGAAUUAAAAGAAAAUGGCACAAUUAAAAAGAUAACAAAUGAACAACACAAAAGUCUAAUGUCUUCUCCUCUGAAAUGCAACCAAUGUGAUCACAUAUCUAAGAAUAUGCCUCAACUUAAAGAACACUUGAUAUCUCAUGUUAAGUAGUAGUGUAUGGGAGAAUAUGCUAAUAAAAUGCUACUAAUUAUGGACUA
Hyposmocoma kahamanoa is the source of this 690-nucleotide messenger RNA. RefSeq names its product aprataxin (gene Aptx). The record is from RefSeq and is a predicted model, not a curated record. Lineage: Eukaryota; Metazoa; Arthropoda; Insecta; Lepidoptera; Cosmopterigidae. The transcript is spliced from 2 exons. Bases 56 to 643 code for a protein of 195 amino acids. Gene Ontology annotation, cellular component: nucleus. Gene Ontology annotation, biological process: double-strand break repair; single strand break repair. Gene Ontology annotation, molecular function: double-stranded RNA binding; single-strand break-containing DNA binding; single-stranded DNA binding.